Messenger RNA from Sitophilus oryzae (rice weevil), 1725 nucleotides. It is a transcript of the gene alc, whose product is annotated as 5'-AMP-activated protein kinase subunit beta-1. Gene Ontology annotation, cellular component: cytoplasm; nucleotide-activated protein kinase complex; nucleus. Gene Ontology annotation, molecular function: protein kinase binding. Lineage: Eukaryota; Metazoa; Arthropoda; Insecta; Coleoptera; Curculionidae. Gene Ontology annotation, biological process: signal transduction. The transcript is spliced from 6 exons. The record is from RefSeq and is a predicted model, not a curated record. Bases 519 to 1379 code for a protein of 286 amino acids.
UAAAAUCGAGAAAUUUUCAAUAAAAAGCAUAACGACCUCCUUCAAGACAAGUAACAACAUCUUAUAAAACUUAUAAAUAGCCCCAUUAAUUUCAAUAAAAACAAAAUUGUUCCAAAAACAAUGUCAUUAUCUUGCCUGUAAUUAAAAAUCGGUGAUAUGUUGGAAACUUGUUUGCUUUGAACAGUUCUAAAUUAGUUCAAAAUAUCGGUUGAUCUGGAAGAACCAGAAGCACAGUAGAUUUAUAUAGGCAGAAUAUAUUAAAAGAUGACCUUUGCUUUGUUGCUCUAAUUGUUUAAACAAACAGAACAUAAUUAAUUAAAUUGACUCCAGCCUGUAUUAUCAUGUUUAUUUUCGACGCAUUGCCUCGCUUGUAAAAGCAAUUUUAUCGUUUAAAUUUACAGCAACAGUUCUAUUUGAAGGCUCUGAAUAUUUAUUAAGCACACUUAAAGUGAAUUGUUCAAAAAUAAGUUUCAGAAUAAUUGCCUAAUAGUGUUGUUAAGUGUUAAAAACAGUUAAUAAUGGACGAAGAUUACAGCGACGAUAACGAGAAUAAAGUUAUUUACAAAAGCUUUUCUUUUUAUGGCAGUGCAGGACCGACAAGGGAUAGACAAAAAUUUGGUGAGACUGCACCGUCAUCACCUGCGAAGGAAGGACAAGCUUUUACUUUUGAUAGGACACCUGACAAAUUGGGAUACCAGACGUCUCAGGACGAUGAGGAGCCUUAUUUUACAAAACCGGCAGAAGGAUAUAAUAGGCCCCGAGCUAAUACAGUUUCCGAAGGCACUACAAUUACGAGCAGUACAACUACUAAUUCAAAAACGCCAACAGUUUUUCGUUGGGAAGGUGGUGGAAAAGAUGUUUGCAUUUCAGGCACGUUUAGUAACUGGGAAAAAAUUCCAAUGGUAAAAAGUCAUGGAGACUUUGUUACCAUUGUUGAUUUGUCAGAAGGAGAACAUCAGUACAGAUAUUGCGUGGACGGUGAAUGGAAAAAUGAUCCUCAUAACAAAACUGUUGAUACAAAUGGUGAUAAGAAUAAUUCAAUCACUGUUAAGAAGUCAGAUUUUGAAGUAUUUCAAGCUUUAGCAAAAGAUCAGGAGAGCGCUAAAGAUGAUGCACAGAAGGAGUUUUCCCAAGAAAUUCCUGCAUAUAAACCAUGGGAGAAGAAUAGCGGACCACCUAUCUUGCCACCUCAUUUACUUCAAGUCAUUUUAAAUAAGGAUACUCCACUUUCAUGCGAACCUACCCUUCUACCUGAACCAAAUCACGUGAUGUUGAAUCAUUUGUAUGCUCUUUCAAUCAAGGAUGGUGUUAUGGUGCUCAGCGCUACACAUAGGUAUCGCAAGAAGUAUGUCACCACACUUUUGUAUAAACCUAUUUAAAUUAUUUCUACUCUCUGUAGUAAGAUGAAUCUUUGGUUUGUUUUUGUAUUAUUUUCUCUAAUAGGAUGUAUUAAAUGUUAAUAAAAUAUCAAAUUUGUAUUAUAAAAAAUGAAAUAAUGUUCUGGUACCAUAUAGUGAUGAAAAAUUGUUGACAAUAUUAUUUAAUAUAAAAAAUGUAUUCAUUAUUAAUACUGGUGCCCAUAUCUUCUUAAUCUUAAAUUCAUAUGAAGAUAAAAUAGAAUUUAAAACUGUGUAUUAUAGAAUAGAUAAAGGUUUUAAUUUAUUUUAAUAUUAUAUGAGCUGUGUCAUUUAAUUGUAAAUAACAUGAAAUAUAUUUUUAACUGUU